AUGAAGCAAGUUAAAUUCGUCCCACACCAAACUCAAUGGACCGAUGAAGAGUUUCAAGCUAUGGUUGAAGGUGUUGAGAACGACAUAGACGGCGAACUUGAAGGAGCUCAAACCACAAUUGCAACCAAAAUUGCACAAGUCAAAGAAGAGAUAGCUCCACUUAAAGCUACCAAAGCUACUCUUGACCUCAUGGAUACUUACCGUUUAGAUGUCAAGAGAGGAAUAAGACAAUUAAAAUUAAAACUCUUAAAUUACGAAGCUAUACUCCAGAAGUUAGCAGAGAUGAGAAGACUUUACCAGAGCUACUUACAUGUAAGGGACUUACCUUCAAGCAGUCCAACCAAAGAUGAAUUUUCUGACAUUGUCCCAAUUUUGUCCGAAAGUCAGCUCAGAUGUUUUGAACUGCUCCCAACAUAG
Trichomonas vaginalis G3 is the source of this 417-nucleotide messenger RNA. RefSeq lists its product as uncharacterized. NCBI's taxonomy places the organism in Eukaryota, Parabasalia, Trichomonadida, Trichomonadidae. The record is from RefSeq and is a predicted model, not a curated record. The transcript has a single exon. The coding region runs from base 1 to 417 and encodes 138 amino acids.